AUGGAGGAUGAAAUCUACAACUUCAUCAAGGUAUGUUUCCUAGCCAACAUAUCUCUGUGUUAUUGUUUCUACAUAUCAUCCAGAAUCCCAAAGGGCAUCCUCAGGCUCAUCUCUCUCCUCCCCAUCCUCUACCUCUUCAUCCUCCUCCCCUUAAACCUCCAUUCCUUCCACCUUGGUGCGCCCACCAUCUUCUUCCUCGUCUGGCUUGCCACCUUCAAGCUCCUCCUCUUCUCCUUUGAUCAUGGCCCUCUAUCUUCUCCACCCCCACUAACCCUCUUCCAAUUCAUCUCCCUAGCUAUCCUCCCAAUCAAAAUCAAGCAAAACCCAACUCAAAAAUCACCGCCGAAUCAAAACCCAGAUCACAAAAUCCCCCCAAACCCCACAAAACCUGAGAACCCAAGUUACCCAAUUGGUAAAAAGUCAAUUCUGUUUGCUGUAAAAGCCUUGCUUUUGGCUUUGGUCGUCGGAUCAUAUCACUAUAGGCAACAUUUACACCCGUACGUUACAUUGGCCUUGUGCUGCUGCCACCUGUACCUGGGGCUAGAAAUUUUGCUACCCCUGUGUGCGACCCCGGCUCGAGCCGUUUUUGGAUUUGAGCUCGAGCCGCAUUCCAACGAGCCUUACCUUUCCACUUCGCUUCAAGACUUUUGGGGCCGUAGAUGGAACCUCAUGGUCACAAAGAUUUUACGACCCACUACGUACUACCCCAUACGCAAUGUUUUCACGCGUGUAGUCGGGCCUCAAUUGGCCCGAUUUUUCGCUAUGAUGUCCACUUUUGCAGUCUCAGGUCUAAUGCACGAGGUGAUUUAUUACUAUCUGGCACGUGUGCCUCCGACAUGGGAAGUGACAUGGUUCUUUGUGCUGCAUGGGGUGUGUGUGGCAAUCGAGGUGGAGGUCAAGAAGGCAGCGGCCGACAGGUGUCGGUUAAAACCGGUGAUUUCGGGGCCGUUGACGUUGUUGUUUUUGGCUGUGACGGCCAAUUGGCUGUUCUUCCCGCAGGUGCUUAGAAAUGGCGUGGAUGUGAAAGCUUUAAAUGAGUAUUCAGCUAUGGUGGCUUUUGUCAAGUCCCACCUGCCCUUAAACUUUUAUUGGUGGAAAAGUUAGUUGAUAGACGAAUAAUUUGUAGGUUACUUUGAUGAAAAGACCUAUUGCUUCAACUUAUUUGUUUUUUUAACGAAAGUACGAUCAUAAAUCUUCUCUCUUUUAAUUUGUCCCAAGAGAUAUGAAUUCAGAAGUUUCUUUGUGAAAGCAAGUUCAAGUGUACGAAAUGACGCUAUAAAUCCAUUACUGUAUACAACAAUCGCUUCAUAGUU
This is a messenger RNA of Pyrus x bretschneideri (Chinese white pear), 1313 nucleotides long. RefSeq names its product long-chain-alcohol O-fatty-acyltransferase-like. Lineage: Eukaryota; Viridiplantae; Streptophyta; Magnoliopsida; Rosales; Rosaceae. Gene Ontology annotation, biological process: lipid metabolic process. The transcript has a single exon. Bases 1 to 1104 code for a protein of 367 amino acids. The record is from RefSeq and is a predicted model, not a curated record.